Messenger RNA from Osmia lignaria (orchard mason bee), 1709 nucleotides. It is a transcript of the gene Rpn3, whose product is annotated as regulatory particle non-ATPase 3. Lineage: Eukaryota; Metazoa; Arthropoda; Insecta; Hymenoptera; Megachilidae. Gene Ontology annotation, cellular component: proteasome complex; proteasome regulatory particle, lid subcomplex. Gene Ontology annotation, biological process: regulation of protein catabolic process; ubiquitin-dependent protein catabolic process. The record is from RefSeq and is a predicted model, not a curated record. Gene Ontology annotation, molecular function: enzyme regulator activity; protein binding.
UAGAAAUACUAGGAAGAAUGGUAGUUGUAUGAUAUUGUAUUAUAACUUUCCUUACUUAUUGUUAUAUAGUUAUGCAUGACUGUGAAUUGGUGCGAUGAAAAGGUAGAAUUGUCCUUAUCCACCAAACUUUCAGUUUUUGUACAAAACUUUAAAACAAAGUGCAACAAAAAUGGGUGUACCAGCAAAAAAUCCUGAUGCUAUGGAUGUUGAAAUAAUUUCUCCUGAAAGUCAAAAUGGCGAUGGAGACAUUUCUGAUAAAAAGGAUACCGAUCUCCAAUCAAUUCACGACAUCCGUGAACAUACCCGUCAGAUAGAGAAAGCUGUGCAAAGCAAAGAACCACGUUUCAUUCUGAGAGCUCUGCGUACAUUACCCAAUACGCGUAGAAGAUUAAACUCAAACGUGUUACGUGGAGUAAUUUUAAGCUUCUAUUCAAAGCCAUGCCCGGAACGUGAUGCGUUAUUGUCAUGGCUGGAAGAACCUACCGAAUCUGAAGAAACGCAAAAGCUCAGAAUCUCUGUCAUAAACCCUUUACCAGAAAUUGAUGCUUAUAUUCAUUUACUAGUUCUGGUGCAUUUAAUCGAUAGUAACAAAUAUGAAGAAGCUGUUCAGUGUUCUGAGACAUUGCUACAAAAGAUUAUUGCUCAAAAUAGGCGUACCAUCGAUUUGAUUGCUGCAAAAUGUUAUUUUUAUUAUUCAAGAGCAUACGAACUAGUUGGAAGAUUGGAUAAGAUUCGUGGAUUAUUACAUUUGAGAUUGAGAACAGCAACAUUGAGAAAUGAUUUUGAAGGACAGGCAGUAUUGAUUAAUUGUUUACUGAGAAAUUAUUUGCAUUAUAAUUUGUACGACCAAGCGGACAAACUUGUUCUCAAAUCAACUUUCCCAGAAUCUGCGAGUAAUAAUGAAUGGGCUAGAUUUUUGUAUUAUUUGGGACGUAUUAAAGCAGCAAGAUUAGAAUAUUCUGCUGCACACAAAUACUUAGUACAAGCUCUCAGGAAGGCUCCACAAAGCACUGCGGUAGGUUUUCGUCAAACAGUUCAGAAAUUAGCUGUAACUGUGGAACUUCUACUCGGAGAUAUCCCUGAACGUCAGACGUUCAGACAAGCAGCUAUGCGUCGUGCUUUAGCUCCAUAUUUUCAAUUAACACAAGCCGUACGUUUAGGAAAUCUUCAACGUUUUGGGGAAGUUUUAGAAAACUUUGGACCACAAUUUAGGGCGGAUCACACGUUCACUUUGAUCCUCAGAUUGAGACACAAUGUCAUUAAAACUGCAAUUAGAUCAAUUGGACUGUCAUACUCCAGAAUUUCCCCCUCAGACAUUGCAAAGAAGUUGGGUUUAGAUUCUAGCGUUGAUGCAGAGUUUAUUGUUGCUAAAGCUAUAAGAGAUGGUGUAAUUGAAGCCACCCUAGAACCAGAAAACGGAUACAUGCGUAGCAAAGAAACUACUGACAUUUAUUGCACUAAAGAGCCGUUACUAGCGUUCCAUCAGAGAAUUACUUUCUGUUUAGACUUACACAAUCAAAGUGUUAAAGCUAUGAGAUAUCCUCCAAAGUCUUAUGGAAAGGAUCUUGAAUCAGCUGAAGAAAGAAGAGAAAGAGAACAGCAAGAUUUGGAACUUGCUAAAGAAAUGGCCGAAGAGGAUGAUGAUGGAUUUCCUUAAAUUGUUAAUUUUUUCCAUACAUUUAAUUAAUAAAAUCAGUUAUCAUGAAACA